Messenger RNA from Penaeus monodon (black tiger shrimp), 379 nucleotides. RefSeq names its product nucleolar complex protein 4 homolog A-like. Gene Ontology annotation, cellular component: nucleolus; Noc4p-Nop14p complex; small-subunit processome. The record is from RefSeq and is a predicted model, not a curated record. NCBI's taxonomy places the organism in Eukaryota, Metazoa, Arthropoda, Malacostraca, Decapoda, Penaeidae. Gene Ontology annotation, biological process: ribosome biogenesis.
GGAAUAUCCAGAUUUUUAUACAAAACUAUAUGCACUUCUGGAACCUAACAUUUUUCAUGCAAAGUACAAACCAAGGUUUUUUAUUCUCCUGGACAAGUUCUUAUCUUCUUCACACAUUCCAGAAUACCUUGUUGCUGCAUUUGUUAAACGCUUAGCGCGUUUAACUUUGGUAGCUCCAGCUCCAUGUCUAGUUCUUGUUCUUAAGUUUAUUGUAAACCUACUUCUGCGAUUUCCAGGAUUAAAGAAGCUGAUUCAUAAUCCAUUUGUAAAAGGUAUGGAAGAUGAUCCCUAUGAUGCUGGUGAACCAAACCCAGUAAGAUCAAAAGCUACAGAAAGCAGCUUAUGGGAGAUUGCUUCUCUACAAAAUCAUGUACUUCCA